GCACGCGACCCGGCGUAGGCAGAGGGUGCGAGAGUGAGGGGAGAGCUGCGGGAUCGCAAAGCAACUUUAUUUAUUUAUUUUUUAACUUUUGUAUAAAGUUUCCAUAUACUUCAUUUGUUCUUUCUAGCCACCAAAACUAAAGCUUUUAAUAUGGAAGGGAUGCAUGUGGAGGAAUGGGGCAAAGAUGGAAAGGAGAUGGCCGUGUUCGACGGGCAGCAAGCGCGUUUGGGGCGGGGGGAGCAGCGCGGGUACCCGCACGACCUGGCACUCAUGGACAGCAGCGACCCACGCGUCUGGCUGGCUCCCGUGCAGCCUGGCACCUGCGCGGCACACGCCGACUACCUGCUGCACUCUCCCGGGUCCAGCGUGGAAGGCGUGUCCCCCCCUCCUGCUGGUCAGGAAUCGGGCUGUAGGAAGAGUACCAAAAGCCCAGUCAAGGUGCGCGAACUGUGUCGGCUCAAGGGGUCUAGAGGAGCGGAUGAGACCCGACAAAGAGCUCCAUCCAGCAAACCAGCCAACGUCGUGCAAAAACAAAGGCGAAUGGCAGCGAAUGCACGGGAGAGGCGGCGGAUGCACGGGUUAAAUCAUGCGUUUGACGAGCUCCGCAGUGUGAUCCCAGCUUUCGACAACGACAAGAAGCUCUCCAAGUACGAGACUCUACAGAUGGCACAAAUCUACAUCAACGCACUCUCCGACCUGUUGCAGGGUCCGGGAGGAAAGGUGGAUUCGCCAAAGUGUGAAGUCUUGUCCACCACAACUUACGAAGGACCCGACAAUCCUUUAGGACAGUCCUCUUCUUCUUGUCGGAGAGGAACGGGGACGGGAUACUCCGUCCACCUCAGCUCGAUGCCAUUCCCCUACGAAGACAGAGCCUUGACAGCACUGAUUGGCCAGGAGGGGCUAUGUCCCUCGGGGACACUCAAGUCCAGUUCCGAGGGCAGCAAGGACUCGCCUCGGUCAAGCCGCAGCGACGGAGAAUUCUCCCCACAUUCACACUUCAGUGAUUCGGAUGAGGCACAUGCGGAGCUACAGAGCGAGGACGAACUCUCUGAACUAAAGAUCCCAAGCCAACACACUUUCUAACCCCGAUGCCCCUCACUAACAGACAGACAGACUUUUAUGUCAUCCGUGCGUUUCUUUCUUUCUUUUUUUAGCCUGCUUAUAUAUGCCCUCUGUUUCACGUCGCCGCUUACAUGUCCCCACGUUUGUAUUUGAGGGUUACCGCAUAUUUUUUUUAUAGGUUUUGAUCGUUUAUGUUUGGUAAUUCUGUUCUGCCAAUUGUCCAUCUGCCGAUGGCAUAGAGGAGAUCGCUCUGCCAUGUCGAAACUGCCACGGGCUCUCAGAUGUCAUGUUCAAAAAGCUGUCUUCCAAGAAAAGUCGCCGGAACCUGUUCAUGGUCGCAGUGACAUGCUUACGUAUUGCCUUACAUUGUCCAUCAUUAUUAUUUUUAAUUUUUGUCUCUGUACUUCUAAAGUUAACGCGUGCACUUUACAUAGAGCCAGAGGCUUGAGAAACUAAAAACUAUAACGUUAUAAAAUGAGAAUUCUUAUAAAAACACUACUGCCAAUUUGAUACAUAUAUUUAAUGUAGAUAUUAGUUCUCUCGUUUUUUUGUUAUUCAUUUGUAAAGAAUUUUUGUGUCUUGCUUUUCCUUGGGAACAACGGAGGUAUUUAUUUCUGUGUUGGUUUUGUUCUGCCUUUUUACAUUAAUGUUGCAUUUGCUGAAGGUUACCAAUUCGCCAUUGAUUUAUGCUCCCUUUGAUUUAUUAGAAUAAAUGAGCAAAGAAACAUCA
Messenger RNA from Brienomyrus brachyistius, 1792 nucleotides. It is a transcript of the gene atoh1a, whose product is annotated as atonal bHLH transcription factor 1a. Gene Ontology annotation, molecular function: protein dimerization activity. The transcript has a single exon. NCBI's taxonomy places the organism in Eukaryota, Metazoa, Chordata, Actinopteri, Osteoglossiformes, Mormyridae. The record is from RefSeq and is a predicted model, not a curated record. The coding region runs from base 151 to 1083 and encodes 310 amino acids.